Molecule: messenger RNA, 953 nt
Organism: Galendromus occidentalis (western predatory mite)
Lineage: Eukaryota; Metazoa; Arthropoda; Arachnida; Mesostigmata; Phytoseiidae
Product: homeobox protein vab-15
Exons: 3
Coding region: 1-720 (239 amino acids)
Biological process (GO): embryonic morphogenesis; regulation of transcription by RNA polymerase II
Cellular component (GO): nucleus
Molecular function (GO): RNA polymerase II transcription regulatory region sequence-specific DNA binding; DNA-binding transcription factor activity, RNA polymerase II-specific
Source: RefSeq, a predicted model, not a curated record
AUGGAUCUCAGCUGCUCAACCACGAGCAAGGAGAGUCGAACGCCUUCCCCGGAACGGGAAACGUCCUCUGAAGAGCGACCCCAACAGAAGCUGAGCAUAUUCUCGGUGGAUUCGAUAUUGGCCAAGAAACCCGAAUCACCACCUCCUUCUUCACCGGAAAUACACGUCGAUGAUCUCAGCAGUUCGACUCCCUCACCGCCACCGCCCCCGAAUCCAUUCCUGCCUCAAGUGUACCCCCUUCUCCCAGCUGCGAUGGGUUCGCCGGUGUUGCCGAAUCCGCAAAGUUUAAGCGCCAGUUGGAUGACCUCACCAUUCGCGAGUCAACUCUUAACGGGCAGUGCAAUGCUUCAGCAACUCCGGUUGCAAGCCUUAACUCAGGGACCGGCCGUUCCUGUGCGAUGUCAGCUACGGCGCCACAAGUCGAAUCGUAAACCCAGAACCCCCUUCACCACCCAGCAGCUUCUUUCAUUGGAACGGAAGUUCCGGGGCAAGCAAUAUCUGUCGAUAGCGGAACGAGCCGAGUUCGCCAACGAACUCAAACUCACAGAAACUCAGGUCAAAAUCUGGUUCCAGAAUCGACGAGCCAAAGAGAAACGCUUGAAGGAGGCCGAAGUCGAAAAGCUGCGGAUGUCGAUGCGACAACAAGCACCUCAAGGUUCCCAUUCGCAGAUGCUGCCUCUGAGUCUUCAACUACAACCUUCUACAUCAGAUUUUCCGUGAGACUCAGCCGCGAUCGCCACUCAAUCCAUCGUUCCUCACCGGCCGGGCGACGUAGACAGCGCGCGGAGCGAUUCCGUGGGUGAAUUCCCAGAUCGGAAACGAGUGCCUUACCCUCUUCUGACGCGCAGUCAAAACAGUAGAUUGCCAAAGGGGCAUCCGUUCCUAUUUUCAUUUCCGGAAGGGGCGAAUCUCUUCUCCAAUACAUAUUAGCGAUGGUCCAUGUACACAGACAG